Messenger RNA from Oreochromis aureus, 1129 nucleotides. RefSeq names its product myogenic differentiation 1 (gene myod1). Gene Ontology annotation, molecular function: protein dimerization activity; RNA polymerase II cis-regulatory region sequence-specific DNA binding; DNA-binding transcription factor activity, RNA polymerase II-specific. The transcript has 3 exons. The coding region runs from base 187 to 1089 and encodes 300 amino acids. The record is from RefSeq and is a predicted model, not a curated record. NCBI's taxonomy places the organism in Eukaryota, Metazoa, Chordata, Actinopteri, Cichliformes, Cichlidae. Gene Ontology annotation, biological process: muscle organ development; regulation of transcription by RNA polymerase II; positive regulation of myoblast differentiation.
GCCCCCACCGUCCCAGGUAUAAGGGGAUCCAGGUCAACGGCUGGAGGGCAGAUCAGUUUGUGACAGGACUGUACAUUCCCCCGAAAGCCACGAAUCCUGGUUCACGUUUCAGUUCUUCCCUAAAAAAGAGAGAAAAGUUUGGUCAUCACUGGAUUUUCUUCUUCCUGCUGUGUUCUGGACUGAACCAUGGAGUUGUCGGAUAUCUCUUUCCCCAUCCCCACCGCUGAUGAUUUCUAUGACGACCCCUGCUUUAACACCAGUGACAUGCACUUCUUCGAGGACCUGGACCCGCGGCUGGUCCAUGUGGGGCUGUUGAAGCCGGACGACUCCUCCUCUUCAUCCUCAUCCUCCCCUUCCUCUUCUUCCUCCUCCCCGUCCUCCCUCCUGCAUCUCCACCACCAUGCCGAGGUGGAGGACGACGAGCACGUCCGCGCCCCCAGCGGGCACCACCAGGCGGGCCGCUGCCUGCUCUGGGCCUGCAAGGCCUGCAAGAGGAAGACGACCAACGCGGACCGGCGGAAGGCGGCCACGCUGCGGGAGCGCCGGCGGCUCAGCAAGGUCAACGACGCCUUCGAGACCCUGAAGCGCUGCACGACGGCCAACCCCAACCAGAGGCUGCCCAAGGUGGAGAUCCUGCGCAACGCCAUCAGCUACAUCGAGUCCCUGCAGGCGCUGCUGCGCGGUGGCCAGGAAGACGGCUUCUACCCGGUGCUGGAGCACUACAGCGGGGACUCGGACGCAUCCAGCCCCCGCUCCAACUGCUCCGACGGCAUGACGGAUUUUAACGGCCCCACCUGUCAGACAACCAGAAGAGGAAGCUAUGACAGCAGCUCUUAUUUCUCCGAGACUCCAAACGGCGGUCUGAAGAGCGAACGCAGUUCAGUGGUCUCCAGUCUGGACUGCCUGUCCAGCAUCGUGGAGCGGAUCUCCACCGAUAACAGCAGCCUGCUGCCACCUGCUGACGGCCCAGGAUCCCCGACGACGACAACAACUGUGCCGGUGGGUGAAGCAGGCACUGCCCCGGCGACCGCUCAGGUCUCUUCUCCGACUGCCAGCCAGGACCCCAACCUGAUUUACCAAGUCCUAUAGACCCUCACACAUACAUAUUCAACUCGGACAUUACAAUAAA